AUGCACGAACUGCUCGUUCUAGAUUAUGAUGGUGGCUGGGAGAAACUAUGCUCUGAAAUUGGUUACACGUGGGCAGAUCGGCAAAAGUUGAUAUUCAUGUGUAACCAGGGUAAAAGCCCCACACAGGAGAUUAUCACCAGAUGGUCUUAUCGGGAAGCUACUAUUUAUGACUUGUGCAGUGUCCUGCAUAAGAUUGACAGACUUGCAGAAUUGGCCAUCAUUGAACAAUUUUUAAAAUCUCAAAACAUGCCAAUUAAGGAGCAGUCAUUCAAUGACUUUUCUAACCAAAACGCCUCAUAUUUUUCAAUGAGAGAUUACUCAACAUCAGCCUGUGAGAGCCUCCAGCGUCUUAACCCAAAUUGUUUACCUCGUCCAAGUGAACAGAAUCUUUUACAGCCAAAAGAUCAUUCUCAUUUGCCAGCACACCCUGAGCAACCUCUUUUCCACAAACCUAUAAACACAGACAGUCACAAUCAGAAUGAUUCGAUUAAUGUGAACAAAGUGACCAACCACAAAGAUGCAGUCCAGGCUCCAAAAAUGGGCUUUAUAGAAGCGCCGACAGCUGCAAAAUCUCUGCCUCAGUCUAAAAACCUCAGCUCCCUGAAUCAUUUUCUUGAGCUUGGCUGCCUCUUCACAUACAAAGAAAUCUCGUGUGCAACCAAUGGAUUUUCUGAAGAUAGAAUUCUUGGCUCGGGUGCUUUUGGAACUGUUUAUUAUGGAAGAUUAAAAGCGACAGAUUACGCCAUCAAAAAAUUGACCAAGUUUUCAUAUCUCCCCUUUUUCUCCCUCUCUCUUCAUAUCUCCCCUUUUUCUCCUCUCUCUCUUCAUAUCUCCCCUUUUUCUCCUCUCUCUCUUCAUAUCUCCCCUUUUUCUCCUCUCUCUCUUCAUAUCUCCCCUUUUUCUCUUCUCUCUCUCUUCAUAUCUCCCCUUUUUCUCUUCUCUCUCUUCAUAUCUCCCCUUUUUCUCUUCUCUCUCUCUUCAUAUCUCCCCUUUUCUUUCUCUCUCUCUUCAUAUCUCUCUCUCUUUUCCCCUUUUCUCUUCUCUCUCUCUCUUCAUAUCUCCCCUUUUUCUCUCUCUCUCUUCAUAUCUCCCUUUUCUCUUCUCUCUCUCUUCAUAUCUCCCUUUUUUCUCUUCUCUCUCUUCUUUAUCUCCUUUUUCUCUCUCUCUCUUCAUAUCUCCCCUUUUUCUCUUCUCUCUCUCUUCAUAUCUCCCCUUUUUCUCUUCUCUCUCUCUUCAUAUCUCCCCUUUUUCUCUUCUCUCUCUCUUCAUAUCUCCCCUUUUUCUCUUCUCUCUCUCUCUUCAUAUCUCCCCUUUUUCUCUUCUCUCUCUCUCUUCAUAUCUCCCUUUUCUCUUCUCUCUCUCUCUCUUAUCUCCCCUUUUCUCUUCUCUCUCUCUUCUUAUCUCCUUUUUUCUCUUCUCUCUCUCUCUUCAUAUCUCCCCUUUUUCUCUUCUCUCUCUCUCUUCAUAUCUCCCCUUUUUCUCUUCUCUCUCUCUCUUCAUAUCUCCCCUUUUUCUCUUCUCUCUCUCUCUUUUAUCUCCUUUUUUCUCUCUCUCUCUUCCAUAUCUCCCCCUUUUUCUCUUCUCUCUCUCUCUUCCAUAUCUCCCCUUUUUUCUCUCUCUCUCUCUUCAUAUCUCCCCUUUUUCUCUUCUCUCUCUCUCUUCAUAUCUCCCCUUUUUCUCUUCUCUCUCUCUCUUCAUAUCUCCCCUUUUUCUCUUCUCUCUCUCUCUUCAUAUCUCCCCUUUUUCUCUUCUCUCUCUCUUCAUAUCUCCCUUUUCUCUCUCUCUCUCUCUCUUCUUAUCUCCCCUUUUUUUCUUCUCUCUCUCUCUCUCUUCCCUUUUCUCCCUCUCUCUCUCUUCAUAUCUCCCCUUUCUCUCUCUUCAUAUCUCCUUUUUUCUCUUCUCUCUUCAUAUCUCCUUUUCUCUUCUCUCUUCAUAUCUCCCCUUUUUCUCUUCUCUCUUCAUAUCUCCCCUUUUUCUCUUCUCUCUUCAUAUCUCCCCUUUUUCUCUUCUCUCUUCAUAUCUCCCCUUUUUCUCUUCUCUCUUCAUAUCUCCCCUUUUUCUCUUCUCUCUCUCUUCAUAUCUCCCCUUUUUCUCUUCUCUCUCUCUUCAUAUCUCCCCUUUUUCUCUUCUCUCUCUCUUCAUAUCUCCCCCAUUGAUUAUUCUGAAGUAAAUAAUGCGAUGACGAAUCUCAAAAAGAAUGCAUUGGAUGAAUUAAUGAUACAAUUAAAGUUUCGACAUCCAAACGUCCUCAACUUGUAUGGUUAUUCCUUGGAUUCUGAUGAAACUUGCUUUGUUUAUGAAUACAUGGCAAAUGGCUCCUUGGAAGAUUGUCUUGGCUGUAUAAAAAAUACACCCCCUCUAACUUGGUGUGAACGUUUAAGGAUUGCUCAAGGAGCGGCUUGUGGUCUACAGUACCUACACACACAGACAGUUUCAAUUAUUCAUGGGGAUGUGAAAAGUGCCAAUAUCCUCAUUGAUAAGCACAAGGAAGCCAAAAUUGGAGAUUUUGGCCUCGCCAUGUUUGCUACAAAAGGAACAGACACCGGAAUUUUAAGCCAUGUAUCUAGCAAUAUGACAGGUAGCUUGUUUGGAACGGUGGCCUACAUGCCUCCAGAAUUUCUGCGAUCCAAUGGAAAACAGUAUUUAGCAGGUGAUGUCUACAGUUUUGGGGUUGUGCUACAUGAAAUUCUGACUGGCCAGAAAGCUUAUGAUGAAAAGAGGGUACCUAAAAAAUUUUUGAUGGAGUACAUUGACCUGAUGUUGGCACCAGCAGAUGAGAACUUCAACAAUGAUGAUGAUGUCAACAUUGAAAGACUCAAAGAAAUUAUCGAUCCCAAGGCCGGAGCUUGUUUUGAGAAUAUCAUCGUUGACCUUUACCAAUUAGCUACCAAAUGUAUACGCUCCAAGAAAAAAGAUCGGCCAUGUAUGUUGUCUGUUUUCGAAGUGCUUGAAAGAAUUAAUAUUCAGCUCAAUGAACUGAUGGAAGAAACCAAGUGUCAUUCGUUGCCUUACCAACUUCAACAGAUGUACGAUGAGAGUAAUCACAGGUCUUCCAGUAGUGUUCCUCCUGAACAGAAUAAAGGAACCGCCAUUGAUGACUGCUACAAUAAACUCUCUAUUGUUGAUGACACUGAAACGGAACAGGACAGCCUCAAACUCUCCUUGCCACGUCUUCUUGUCGAGGUUGGAGGUUUUUCGUCGAUGACAGUUCCACCUGAAAGUUACCAAACAUUUCCUGUUUGCAGCACAAUGGUGUCUGUAAUUAAUUCGGUGGAUACGGCUCAUGAAGACAUGAUUCAUGAUGCCCAAAUGGACUAUUAUGGCAAUAGACUGGCCACAUGUUCAUCAGACAAGUCGGUGAAGAUAUUUGAUAUCAGAAAUGGCAGCCAAACAUUGCAAGCAGAUUUAAAAGCCCAUGAGGGGCCUGUGUGGCAACUGGCCUGGGCACAUCCCAUGUUUGGUUGCCUUUUAGCUUCAUGCAGCUACGACCGAAGAGUUAUCAUUUGGAAAGAGACAAAUGGAACCUGGAUAAAACUUCAUGAAUAUUCCAAUCAUGAUUCUUCAGUGAACUCUGUCUGUUUUGCUCCUCAUGAAUUUGGUUUGAUGUUAGCAUGUGCCAGUUCAGAUGGUUCCAUCUCAAUCAUUUCUAGUACAGGUGAUGGUACAUGGGACGCCAAGAAGAUAACCAAUGCUCAUUCAAGUGGCUGUAAUGCAGUCAGCUGGGCCAAUGCUAUUGCUCCAAGUUCCUUAGUCGAACAGAGUGGACGGCAGUUAGUGAUUAAACGAUUCGUGUCCGGCGGUUGUGAUAAUUUGUCCUUUUUUUUCUUUCUUUCUUUCUUUCUUGUCCUUUUCUUUCUUUCUUUCUUUCUUUCUUUCUUUCUUUCUUGUCCUUUUCUUUCUUUCUUUCUUUCUUGUCCUUUUCUUUCUUUCUUUCUUUCUUGUCCUUUUCUUUCUUUCUUUCUUUCUUUCUUUCUUUCUUGUCCUUUUCUUUCUUUCUUUCUUGUCCUUUUCUUUCUUUCUUUCUUGUCCUUUUCUUUCUUUCUUUCUUGUCCUUUUCUUUCUUUCUUUCUUGUCCUUUUCUUUCUUUCUUUCUUGUCCUUUUUCUUUCUUUCUUUCUUGUCCUUUUCUUUCUUUCUUUCUUGUCCUUUUCUUUCUCGUCCUUUUCUUGUCCUUUUCUUUCUCGUCCUUUUCUUGUCCUUUUCUUUCUCGUCCUUUUCUUGUCCUUUUCUUUCUUUCUCGUCCUUUUCUUGUCCUUUUCUUUCUUUCUCGUCCUUUUCUUGUCCUUUUCUUUCUUUCUCGUCCUUUUCUUGUCCUUUUCUUUUUUCUUUCUUUUUCGCCCUUUUCUUUUCUCGUCCUUUUUUCUUUUUUUUCUUUUUCGUUUUUUUUCGUCCUUUUCUUUCUUUUUCUCGUUCUUUUCUUGUCCUUUUCUUUUCUUUUCGUUUCUUUUUUCCCUUUUUUUCUUUUCUCGUCCUUUUCUUUCUUUCUCGUCCUUUUCUUUCUUUCUCGUCCUUUUCUUUCUUUCUCGUUCUUUUCUCGUCCUUUUCUCGUCCUUUUCUUUCUUUCUCAUUCUUUUCUCGUCCUUUUCUUUCUUUCUCGUUCUUUUCUUUAUUAAUAGAAUCUGAAGAUGGUCAAUGGGUGGCUGAACAUAAGCUGGAAGGUCAUAAUGAUUGGGUCAGAGAUGUUGCAUGGGCCCCCUCCAUUGGACUGCCAAAAAGCAUUAUUGCCAGUUGUUCACAGGAUUGUUCAGUUAUUAUCUGGACCAAUGAUGGCACCAACAACACAUGGACAUCAACAAUUUUGUACCAAUUUAAAGAUGUUGUCUGGCAUGUUAGCUGGUCUGUGACUGGCAAUAUUCUUGCAGUGUCUGGUGGUGACAACAAGGUGACAUUAUGGAAGGAAAAACGGUUGUAUAAUUUCUAUCUAUCUAUCUAUCUAUCUAUCUAUCUAUCUAUCUAUCUAAUUAUGUUCAUUAUCUAUCUAUCUAUCUAUCUAUCUAUCUAUCUAUCUAUCUAUCUAUCUAUCUAUCUAAUUAUGUUCAUUAUCUAUCUAUCUAUCUAUCUAUCUAUCUAUCUAGACAUUUAA
This is a messenger RNA of Acanthosepion pharaonis, 5082 nucleotides long. Lineage: Eukaryota; Metazoa; Mollusca; Cephalopoda; Sepiida; Sepiidae. The record is from the annotation of a GenBank genome assembly.